Etheostoma cragini (Arkansas darter) is the source of this 642-nucleotide messenger RNA. Its product is annotated as cytochrome c oxidase subunit 6B1. Gene Ontology annotation, cellular component: respiratory chain complex IV; mitochondrion. The coding region runs from base 127 to 387 and encodes 86 amino acids. The record is from RefSeq and is a predicted model, not a curated record. NCBI's taxonomy places the organism in Eukaryota, Metazoa, Chordata, Actinopteri, Perciformes, Percidae. The transcript has 4 exons.
CCGUCAGACGAUAUCCCAGCAUCCUUAGCGCGUCGACGUAAGAGGGCACGUUUCCGGAUCGCACCGAGGACACACAUCAAGAACCGUCCCAAGUAUCGUUCAGACGUGUGAUUGAAGCUCACAAAGAUGUCUGACACUUUUGAUGAGAAGAUAAAGAACUACAGGACGGCUCCCUUUGACGCACGAUUCCCCAACACCAACCAGACGCGUAACUGCUUCCAGAACUAUCUGGACUUCCACAGGUGCAACAAGGCCCUGUCAGCCAAAGACCAGGAUGUGGCUCCCUGUGAUUGGUACCAGAGGGUUUACAAGAGCCUCUGUCCCACGAGCUGGGUCGGCAAAUGGGACGAGCAGAUAGAGAAUGGAAGUUUCCCGGGAAAGAUCUAAAGUCGGCAGCCGGUAUUCAUCAGGACAGUUCGCUGCUAGACAUGCUGUUGCACCUUUACCUCUGUAGUGUGCCUCAUGACAUCUUCAAAACCGCUAACAAACAUCAUCAAUAAUGUUAACUGGUAUUUACUUUAAAUGUAAACACGCACAACUUUUUACCCUGCAUGUUAAGGUCUGAAGUUUUUCUCUGUCUAUUGUAAAAUACUCUUCAGCUUAGUUUGGUCAAUAAAUACAGUGCGGAUUUAAUUAAAAGGG